Messenger RNA from Lutzomyia longipalpis, 1337 nucleotides. Its product is annotated as phospholipase A1-like. Gene Ontology annotation, biological process: lipid metabolic process. Bases 139 to 1272 code for a protein of 377 amino acids. The transcript has 4 exons. Lineage: Eukaryota; Metazoa; Arthropoda; Insecta; Diptera; Psychodidae. Gene Ontology annotation, molecular function: lipase activity. The record is from RefSeq and is a predicted model, not a curated record.
GUUCAGGUGAUAUUUAAUAACGCGUCGGCAUUAUCGCAUAGAUUUCCGCGGAAGUAACUUUAGCGGAAAAUUGUUGAGAUUUUUGUCAGUUUGCUAGUGGAAUUCUGUGCUCAAAGGUGGCUUUUACUAUUUUGCUAAAUGCUGGGAAAAAUUCUUCUCAUAAUUUCCAUGCCCUUGAUCUUCUCCCAUCUGUCUGUUCAUGGACUCGAAGAAAACUCCCCAGAUGAGGCUAAUACGAAUGAAACACUGACAACUUCUCCUGAUUCAAAUUCAACGGAUGAUGGGGGCAUCAACAUGAAUAAUAUUGAUCAAAUUGUGAGGCUUUUCUUCUACCGGAAGAAUAAAAGAAAGUCAUCCAAUUGGGCUGUUUUUGAGCUACAAGGGAGAGAAGUAGCACAGGCCAGAGUAUCUGACCACUUUGAUAGAAAUCUAAACACAAAAUUCAUCAUUCAUGGAUGGCUGAACAACAAAAACUCCCUGCAGUUUCAACAAAUUAAGGAAGCUUACCACGCUGUGAGCGAUCAAAAUAUUUUUAUCGUCGACUGGUCAGGAAUUUCUGAGGAUAUAAACUACAUGCGUGUGGCGAAUUUCACGAGACUCGUUGGAAUGUACGUGGCUGAGAAGAUCCAAGAACUAAUUGAAACAUCCCAGGCGGAUGUUUCACGUUUCCACAUUAUUGGGCACAGUUUGGGGGCGCAUAUUGCAGGAUUUGCAGGAGCACAAAUAAAAUCUCCUAAAAUACGUCGCAUCACUGCACUUGAUCCAGCUUUACCCAACUUUCAGCGCUUCAAAGAUCCCGAUCUUCGGCUUGAUGCUUCAGAUGCGGAUUUUGUGGAUGUCAUUCAUACAUCUGGUGGAACUUUGGGAGCCUAUGCUCCAAUUGGGAGUGCUGAUUUCUACGUUAAUGGUGGAACUCCACCUCAACCGGGGUGUAGUGGAGUUGCUGAACUUGCCACUAUCUGCAGCCAUGGGAGGGCUGUAGAGUACUUCCUGGAAUCCAUAGCUACCCCAGUGGGAUUCUGGGGGCUUCAAUGCGACUCGUGGGCAGCCUACAAAGCCUCCGAGUGCCGAGGAAGUUUCACAGAGAUGGGCGAUAGAACUAACCCCACAGCUAGGGGGACAUUCUACCUAGGAACAAACUCCAUGUCUCCCUUUGCCAUGGGACGGAAGGUUUUUUUCGAGAAUGAACCCUUUUGGCGUACAACGCUGAAUACAAUAAUUCACCAGACGUCUUCCUUCAGACGCCCGAAGCAACCGAUAUUUGCACCAUAGAGUGGAUUUACGUUAAUACUUUAUUUGUUUAAAUUAUGUAAUAAUAAUAAAAAUGUGAUGGUCAA